Cryptococcus wingfieldii CBS 7118 is the source of this 2226-nucleotide messenger RNA. Its product is annotated as CAMK/CAMKL/AMPK protein kinase. Gene Ontology annotation, biological process: protein phosphorylation; intracellular signal transduction. The transcript has 9 exons. The record is from RefSeq and is a predicted model, not a curated record. Gene Ontology annotation, molecular function: protein serine/threonine kinase activity; ATP binding. NCBI's taxonomy places the organism in Eukaryota, Fungi, Basidiomycota, Tremellomycetes, Tremellales, Cryptococcaceae. Gene Ontology annotation, cellular component: cytoplasm. Bases 1 to 2226 code for a protein of 741 amino acids.
AUGGCAUCCAGACCAGCCCCCGACGUCCCCGCCCACCACCGCCAGCGCCGUUCAGCAAGCAUGUCCGCCCAGCACCCCGCCCCCAUCCCCCAGCCCCGACAAAAGCCGAGAAUAGGCCAGUACAUUGUCGAGCGAACGCUGGGAACGGGGUCUUUCGGCAAGGUCAAACUGGCGACGCACGCUAUAACAGGGCAUCAAGUGGCGCUCAAACUGAUCAAUCGCUCCAAGAUUACCACCCCCGAUAUGAACGCCCGGGUGAAGCGUGAAAUACAGUACCUCAAGGUGCUGAGGCAUCCCCAUAUCAUCAAGCUGUACGAAGUCAUCACCACCCCCACGGACGUCAUCAUGGUCAUGGAGUAUGCUGGGGAAGAGCUCUUCAACUACAUCGUGCAAAAGGGCAAACAUGGAAUGACUGAGGACGAGGCCCGGCGGUUCUUCCAGCAAAUGAUCAGCGCUAUCGAGUACUGCCACAAACACCAUAUCGUUCACCGUGACCUCAAACCUGAAAAUCUGUUCCUCGACUCGAGAAGAAAUAUCAAGAUCGGAGACUUUGGGUUGUCGAAUCUGAUGACGGACGGUGACUUCUUGAAGACGUCUUGUGGAAGUCCCAACUAUGCGGCGCCCGAAGUGAUCUCUGGAAAGCUGUAUUCCGGCCCUGAAAUCGAUGUCUGGAGUGCUGGUGUGAUCAUGUACGUGUUGCUCUGCGGCAAAUUGCCGUUCGACGAUGAACAUAUCCCUACCCUGUUCAAAAAGAUCGAAAAUGGCGUCUUUCACAUUCCCAGCCAUGUCUCUGACCCCGCCCGUCACCUGCUCAAACGCAUGCUUGAAGUCGACCCCCUCAAGCGUGCGACUAUCUUUGAGAUCCGACAAAUGCCCUUCUUUGAGGAAAACCUUCCUCGCUACCUCCAGCCCUUACCCGAGAUCGCAGAAAUGGAGCGAUACCCCGCGCUGCCGAUGGACGACAUGACGACACUGUUGUUGAUCAACGAAGGCCAGGCGGACCCGAGAAAGGUGGCGGAGGAUAAAGGUCUGGUGUUUACAGACGAGCUGGGGGUGAUUGACCCGGAUAUCGUGGAGGAGCUUUUGACCAAGAUUUCGACGUAUAGCGCGGCAAUGGUUUGGGAGGCACUUCAAUCCCCAGGUGAUAAUCAAGUCAAGGUGGCUUAUCAGCUGGUGCGCGACCACAGACGAAUCUUGAAGGAUUCGAAUGCGUAUGAGGAUGAGGAUUCUUCGGCGAUGGAGGAAUUCAUGGCUUCGUCGCCGCCUGCCUGGAACGCAAAUAUUCCUCCUCCUUCGCAGACGCAAAAUGAAGAGAUGGAAGAACCCGACAUGGAGGAUGUGGAUCUGGAGAUCCAAGAUAUUCCCAAUGCGCACUUUGAUGUGCUGGAUAGCAGUCUUCCUGGGUGGAUGACUCCCCCAUCGUCAACGGCAUCACAAAUAUCCACUCCUACCAGCAACCUGCCCCCUCAAAACCAAAACACGGCCGAAGAAGCCGCCCGUGCCCUCCUCUCUCCCUCCCAAAACACAUCAACCUCGUCCUUCCCCCCAUCAUCCCAAACAUCCCAUCAGCCUCGCCGGCCCGACAAGAGCAUGUCGAAACCCAAAUGGCACUUUGGUAUCCGUUCGCGUUCCCCGCCUAUGGAGGUCAUGCUGGAAAUCUACAGAACGCUGAAUAUCUUGGGAAUGCAGUGGCGGAAGAAGGAGGUGCCUCUACCGGACAUUGGCGGUGCGCCGCCGGGGGGUUAUACGGAGGAGGUCGAGGCGGUGUUAGAAGAACUGAGGGAGAAGAAUGGUGGGGAGAGGCCAAUGAUGGGCAAGAAGCCGCCAAUCAAGAAGGAUGCUAUGGCGCAGGAGAAGGCGGCGCAGGGGCUGUACCAUGUCGAGACGAGGGCGAGGUAUGGAGAUGUCAUGGUUCGGAUGGACUUGCAAUUGUAUCGUGUUGACGACCAACACUACCUUGUGGACUUUCGGAACUUGGGAUACUACUUGGUCAGCGAAGCCGACAGGUUCAUGCCCGACGUCUCCAGGCAGGACGAUCCUUCCCCGCACGAGAGUAGUCAACACGGUAGCAUCGGCUCGGAAAAGAGGGGGAGCGGGAGCGCGCCGAGCGGAGGAGCUGGUGGUCCGGGGCAGGGGCAGGGGAAGGAGGCGAUUGGGGGUGUAUCGGGACCAUUCCAUUUCUUGGAGAUGGCUUGCCAGCUUAUUGCGGAGCUUGCCAGCGGAUAG